This is a messenger RNA of Amyelois transitella, 1070 nucleotides long. RefSeq names its product vesicle transport protein USE1 (gene Use1). Gene Ontology annotation, biological process: retrograde vesicle-mediated transport, Golgi to endoplasmic reticulum. Gene Ontology annotation, molecular function: SNAP receptor activity. The record is from RefSeq and is a predicted model, not a curated record. The transcript is spliced from 6 exons. Lineage: Eukaryota; Metazoa; Arthropoda; Insecta; Lepidoptera; Pyralidae. Gene Ontology annotation, cellular component: endoplasmic reticulum; SNARE complex. The coding region runs from base 151 to 966 and encodes 271 amino acids.
GAUACUUUUUCAAUGACGUGCGUUUACGGACUUUACGGUGGACUGUUCUUUCUUUUCAAUUUUGUGUUGUAAAAUAAAUAAAGACCUGUUUGUGGUAAAAACAGGUGAUUAAAUUGACAAACAUUUAAAUUGUUAAUUAAAUUCUACACAAUGGCUGUAGAAAAACCAAAAAUGCUCAGCACAGCAACUGUCCCAAAAAGAUCGCGCACAGAGAUGAAUGUUCGCUUGUUGUUAAAUAAAUGCGAAUUGAUUGCUAAACAAGAGCCUGUCGAGGGAAAUUGGAGACUGAAAAAGUAUGUGGAGUCCUUGAUGGAAAUGAUAACUGAGUUGAAAACUGGUCCUGACAAGCCAGCCAAAGAUGUUCUGGCUGCCUAUACAAAAAGGGCUACUUUCUUAAAUGGUUUGGUACAAACUGCAUCACUGGAGAGUCCAAUUGAAAAGCUAGAAGCAGUGCAGCAGUUGUCACAUGGUGCUGCCACCACAUGUACAGAUUCAGCAGCUCAAGAGAUACAUCAGAAGACCGUGGUCAAGUAUGGUGUGGAACUGCGCACGGAAUUAUUUGGACUUGAUGACACAGAUGAGGCUCUCCGCAAACGUAACAUAAUAAAAGCCCCUAAUUUCACUAGCAGUGGUGGUGGCCAAGAGGAAAUUGACUCCUUGCUCAAAUACCACCAGAAUAUGCAGGAGAAAGUAGCUGAGAACAUGGUCAUGCUAACAAAGAGUUUGAAGGAACAGUCGCAAAUUGCCAGCACUAUUAUAAAGGCAGAUACUGAGGCAUUGAAGAAAUCAUCAGACCUAACUGAACGGAAUCUGACAUCAUUGACCAAAGAGUCUACCCGGCUUCAGGAGCACAGCAGGAGCGCAUGGAAGUGCUGGCUGUGGCUCAUGCUUGCUGUCGUUAUGGCUAUAUUUAUAAAUAUGGUCCUGUUUAUGAAAGUAAUGAAAAAGAGAAAAUAUGAAGAAUAAGUAAGUAUUCCAAAUAGUUUUACGGAUAUUGAGAUGAAUUUAAUAUUUAUAAUGUAUUUAGAUGUAAGAUGCUUAACUGUGCAAUAAAUGUUAAAAAUCUAUAA